Momordica charantia (bitter melon) is the source of this 1374-nucleotide messenger RNA. RefSeq names its product magnesium-protoporphyrin IX methyltransferase (gene CHLM). NCBI's taxonomy places the organism in Eukaryota, Viridiplantae, Streptophyta, Magnoliopsida, Cucurbitales, Cucurbitaceae. The record is from RefSeq and is a predicted model, not a curated record. Gene Ontology annotation, molecular function: magnesium protoporphyrin IX methyltransferase activity. Gene Ontology annotation, biological process: chlorophyll biosynthetic process.
AUCAGAAUUUAUUUACACGUAGCCGAGGAAGCCAUAGCCUCAGACUCAGUUCCCCCGGAACCAUGGCUCACUCCGCGUCUUUAUAUCCCACACUUUGCUUCCACGCCGAUUCUACUUCAAAUUCCAAAUCCAGAUUGUUUCUGUGUCCACCCCCUCCCAAGCUCAUUAAAUUUCCCAGAACCCCACCGGUGUCCGCCGUGGCCACGGAACUCCCCCUCGUCGACGGGGCCACAAUUGCAGCAAUCGGUGGAGGUUCGGUUGCCGCAUUGGCUGCCCUCGUAUCUCUCACCGACCCGGAGAGACGCCGCCGUCUCCAGGCCGAAGAGGUGGGCGGCGUCGACAAGGAUGUGGUGAGAGAAUAUUUUAACAAUUCGGGGUUUCAGAGGUGGAAGAAAAUAUACGGAGAGACGGAUGAUGUGAACCGGGUGCAGCGAGACAUUAGGUUGGGGCACUCCAAGACCGUGGAGAAUGUGAUGGCCAUGUUGAAGGACGAUGGGCCACUCGCAGGAGUAACAGUGUGUGAUGCUGGCUGUGGAACCGGUAGCUUAUCCAUUCCCCUGGCUAAGGAAGGCGCCAUCGUCUUCGCCAGCGACAUUUCUGCUGCUAUGGUCCUGGAAGCCCAAAACAAGGCAAAAGAAGAGCUUGUAGGCGUGAUGCCAGAAUUUGAAGUGAGAGAUUUGGAGAGCUUGGAGGGGAAGUAUGAUACGGUGGUAUGUCUGGAUGUUCUGAUACACUACCCCCAGAACAAGGCAGACGGGAUGAUUGCGCACCUUGCAUCGCUGGCUGAGAAGCGUUUGAUCAUGAGCUUUGCGCCAAAAACAUUUUACUACGAUCUCCUGAAGAGGGUGGGGGAGUUGUUCCCAGGACCUUCCAAGGCAACCAGGGCAUAUCUGCACUCAGAGGUAGACGUAGAGACCGCACUGCGGAAAGUUGGGUGGAAAAUAAGGAAGAGGGGUCUAAUCACCACCCAGUUUUACUUUGCCAGAUUGGUUGAGGCAGUUCCAGUUUGACGAUUCACACCCCUUCUAGUACUCUACGUCUAUUGUUCCCUUUGUAUCACUAUAUCAUUCUUCCUCUUCCUCAACUUAUUACAACAACUAUAAUGCCGAUUGCCGGAUUUCGAUUUACACUGCCUCCCCUCGUAUCCAUCUGAAUGCAGUUUUUGUGUCACCUCAGGCUCACCCACCUCUUUUUCCUCUUCCCRUUUUCCCUAACUUCGGGAGGAUUGAUUAAUCUAUCUUGUAUUAAUUGGCAUUAGAGUUGGUUUUCAACAUGGGGUGGAUCUGCUAUCAGUCUUCUGCACUCGCUCAUUGAGCGUGUGUUAUCAAUUUCGUAAAGGAUGCCUGCAAGCAUGAAAACUGCACUGCUCUCAAA